Geodia barretti is the source of this 1187-nucleotide messenger RNA. Lineage: Eukaryota; Metazoa; Porifera; Demospongiae; Tetractinellida; Geodiidae. The record is from the annotation of a GenBank genome assembly.
AUGUCUCGGAGCUGGGAAGACUGGCAGGGGGUUAUCCGGCCGAAGCUGGAGGGAAUCAACAGGUAUAACCCUGACAACAUGGAGACACUGGAGCAGUACGCCCAGUUCCAGGCUGAGAGUCAUCACUAUGACUUUGAGGCAAACCUCACCCUCAUGAAACUCUAUCAGUUUGAACCUCACAGAGCAGUGGCGAGAGUUGCGCUACAGAUCCUACUGAAGGCACUGGUCAACAUGCCCAAACCUGACUUUAGUCUCCUGAAGAGCGUGCUACCCUGCAAUCUGCACGUUGUCUUUUGUGUUUACACUCCAUGGUGGUGGUUGUCCCUAGCAACAGGACGAGGGGGUGGGGCAGGUGGUGAGACUCCACGGUCUCCUGGAGUCGUGCAGUUCCGUGAGGUGUGGGGAGGGGGGGAGGAUGGAGGGGUGGGAGAGGUGACCUCCCACAUCUCCAACUUCCAGGAGCAGAUCAGGAAGUACAUAUGCAGUGUCCUAGAAGUAAGCUACCAGACCGUAUCAACUGAACUAGUCAGAGAAUACCUUGGUGGAAUAGACGACGCUGUGCUAAUGGAGUUGGCUAGUGGGAGUGGCUGGACGGUUUCCGGGGAAACAGUCCAUAUAAGAAAGCAGGAGGAGCUGAUAAAACCGAAGAAGAUUCUGGCGAAAAUUGACGUUGAAAGUGUGUCAGGGAUACUAACAGCUGCUAUAAAAUAAACACCAACAACCAUCAUAUAUACCCCUGUCUCAUUGUUGUACAAAAUCAUCGUUUCAAAAAUAAUGUGUGUGUUGUGAAAAAUGAUUCUUCUAUCUUUUGAUGGUGAAACUGUGGUAUUGUGUUCUAGUGACGGGGCCUUCUUUGGAGAACUCACAUCUAUCGAUAUGUGACCUUGGACUGCCUGUUUCUCGUAGCCACGUCUUCAUUAGCUCCACUUGAGACUCCGCCCCCUGAACCACGCCCACUACAGUACCUCUAGAUUUAUCGGUGUUCUUUACCCAUCCUACCAGUCCGUGCUUCACUGCCAUAUCUCUAGUGAACUGGAAGGGAGAGAUAUUUUGUAGACGACCAAAAAUCAAUAUUACUAACUUUUCUAUAGAAGACUCCUUGCACUUUGCCAAAGACCUCGAAAUGCACAGAUUUCAACACUUCACCCUUUACUGCUGCUGCUCCUGCCAUUUCUCGUGACGUCACC